AUGGGCCAAAUCCCAUCAACAGCACCCAGCUCAUCGAUUCACAUACAAAUCCUCGAUCUCCAGCACACCCUCCGCACACAUCUUAUCUUACUUAAGCCUCUACUAUCCUACCUCUAUCACAACUUCAACUACACAUCUACAACAAUGUCUGCCAUGACUGAGAACCGCCAACAAGUCUACGUCUCCGACGGCUUCUCGGAGCCCAUGAGCGCUCAGCACAACUUUGCCAACAACUUCGACCUCAACGACCCCGACCGGGCCAUGACCGACUACCAGAGGAUCAUGCACGAGCACACUAAGCGCCAGCUCACCACUGCCACCGACUCUGCUCGUCGACGAAGCGGCGCAUCGUCUUCCGACUCUGUCAGCUCCGCCAGCUCAUAA
Alternaria triticimaculans is the source of this 384-nucleotide messenger RNA. RefSeq lists its product as uncharacterized. The coding region runs from base 1 to 384 and encodes 127 amino acids. The record is from RefSeq and is a predicted model, not a curated record. Lineage: Eukaryota; Fungi; Ascomycota; Dothideomycetes; Pleosporales; Pleosporaceae. The transcript is spliced from 3 exons.